Messenger RNA from Tarenaya hassleriana, 1282 nucleotides. Its product is annotated as hypersensitive-induced response protein 1. NCBI's taxonomy places the organism in Eukaryota, Viridiplantae, Streptophyta, Magnoliopsida, Brassicales, Cleomaceae. The coding region runs from base 172 to 1032 and encodes 286 amino acids. The record is from RefSeq and is a predicted model, not a curated record. The transcript is spliced from 6 exons.
CGUUCCAGCGAUUCGCUUUUCUGUGUUUAUUUUCUCUCUCCUUUUCUUCCUUUUUCCUCUCUCUUUUUUUUCUUGGGUUCGAUUCUUCCGAAUUUUUUCCGUCAAGAAAUUCCCAAAGAGUCAAAGCUUACAUACCCGGGUGGUGAUCUUCGAAAUUGGUGUCUGAAGACGAUGGGUAAUCUCUUCUGUUGCGUCCAAGUCGACCAGUCGACAGUAGCAAUCAAGGAAAGGUUCGGUAGAUUCGAAGACGUUCUUGAACCUGGCUGCCAUUUUCUUCCAUGGUGCUUUGGUAGUCAAGUUGCUGGUUACCUCUCUCUGAGGCUCCAGCAACUCGAUGUCCGCUGCGAAACCAAGACAAAGGACAAUGUGUUUGUUAAUGUUGUUGCUUCAAUUCAAUACCGUGCCCUGGCUGAUAAGGCAAACGAUGCUUUCUACAAACUCAGCAACACAAGGAGCCAAAUUCAGGCCUAUGUUUUCGACGUCAUCAGAGCAAGUGUCCCUAAGCUGAAUCUAGAUGAUGUUUUUGAGCAGAAGAAUGAAAUUGCAAGAUCUGUUGAAGAAGAACUCGAGAAGGCUAUGUCUGCUUACGGUUUCGAGAUCGUUCAAACACUCAUUGUCGAUAUCGAGCCGGAUGAACAUGUCAAACGGGCCAUGAAUGAAAUAAAUGCUGCUGCAAGAUUGAGGGUGGCAGCAAAUGAGAAGGCAGAGGCCGAGAAAAUCCUGCAGAUAAAACGAGCAGAAGGGGAAGCAGAAUCGAAAUACCUCUCGGGUUUAGGUAUCGCAAGGCAGAGGCAGGCGAUUGUGGAUGGUUUAAGGGACAGCGUGCUGGGUUUCGCUGUGAACGUUCCUGGGACAACAGCCAAGGAUGUGAUGGACAUGGUGCUUGUGACUCAGUACUUUGACACCAUGAAAGAGAUCGGGGCAAGCUCCAAAUCAUCGGCUGUGUUCUUGCCUCACGGGCCAGGUGCAGUUCGGGACGUGGCCGCUCAGAUCAGGGAAGGGCUUCUUCAAGCAUCUUCUCUGAACCAGUGACCCGAGAGAUGCUUCUGCAAUGGUCUCUGAUUCUAUGGUUCCUGUGUGGUUAUAUCUCAUCAAUGCAAGUGCUGGUAAUAACGGCCAUUAACGUAUUUAGACUUUUGUGGUGUGUAAAGGUGCAAGUAACUAAGUCAAGUUCCGAACCAAUGCCACUUCUGCUGUAUUAUAUGAAACAGAGCAGUGUCAACUCGCUCUGUUCUUGAUUUUAUUUGAUAUUUGUUUCAUUCAAAGUUUGAAACUUUUAUUU